UACACUGUUGGUUAUUUAUUUGGGUAGAGAUCAGGUCGCUUCGUUUGGUCGAAGCGUGCCAAGCAUCUCUAAAGGGACAAAGUAUAAUUUGUCGGAGAAAGUAUGAAUAGUUGAGGGAAGAGUGGUAGCGUCGGUAUCGGUAUGUCAGUGUUGAUUAAAUUCCGAUGAUAUGGGAGCAGGAGACAUGAAUAGAGAGAUACCGAGCAGCACCCUCGCGACUCUCAGGGGGAUCCUGGUGAGCUCGUUGUCGAGGGAGAACCUGGGCCCGCACGAUCUACCCGUGCACGAGAACGGAAGGCAUCGAGCCAGCAGGAAGGUGCACUUUCGCGAAGCUGGAGCCGCUUCUGAGGACACUAACCAAAGGUCCAGUUCUGCACACAAUCGCCACUCUCUCACGAAGGAACAAACGAUGCACUGGUUCGCCCAAAUCGGAGGUGACGAGGCCUCUACCGAUUCGUCAGAUGUGAAGCGCCGGCAAAGUUUCUACGACGAGGACUCCCUCGACGGUGAUCAUCCUAGCGAGAACGAAGGACGGGAGUCGACGGGAAGCGCGAAAGACGUGGACAGGGCGAAGCUCGUCCGUGAGAGACAGAACGAAGAGCGGCAGCGGAAGUUGGAAGAGUUGAGGCAGCAGGCCCUCGCCGCGCAACGCUUCCGGGAGCAACGGGAAGAGGAACGCCGACGGCGCAUCGACGAACUCAGAUCGCGUGACAACGACAGACGAAACCAAGUCGAGGAGAGGAAACGGUUGAUAUGCGAGGCGGAAAGGGAACGAAGGGAAGCGAUCCUCCGGAAGAACCAGGAGAGGGAGGCGCGUAUCGAGGCGAAGAAGAAGAACGAGAGGUCUCACAUCGUGUUCGCCUUUGGAAGUUCUACACCGAGAAUGUUGGAGCCAGCUGACACCGGCGGCUCCACUUUCUGGGGUACACGUAGAGCAACAUCUAUCACCAAUGUAAUGAUGUUCUCCGCUGCUCAGCCGUUAACAAGGAGAUCCUCCGAGAGGGAGCUCGAUGGUAGCAAGAAACGAGCAACGUCCGCCGGUGGGCUUGACCGGAAACCUAGCGAAGAUAUGAGAAUGUCCUCGUCCAUGUACGAGGUGUUCAAUUGGAAUUCUAGCCCUGAUCCUCCCUUAACCCCUGCCAAACAUAAGAGAGCCAGCCUCUCUCUGCCUCCUACAACUGACAUCUUUGCCAUCGAUGAUAAGUCUGAUAGCGACACUAGGCGUCCGAUGAUUCAGCGGGCUGCCAGUGGUGAAGAGAGCGACGGAACACCGGGAACACCUAGCUCGGUUUAUCUACGGGUGAACAGGAGACGUACGGACCUGAUGCCAACGAUACCGUCGCCCCGUGACGCACCACCGACGUCUGGACGUAGUUCGAGCGCGAAGGCCUUCACACGUUCGCCAGGUAGGACUUACUCCAUGUCCAGGCUGGACCAACUGGCGCAGCCUCGGAAACGUCCGACAGAACUUAGCACACUGACGGAACAGCAAAGCCAGCCACUGAGCGCUUCUAGCAUGAGUCGCAGCAUGUCACAUUUAGCUGCGUCCGGAGGCAAGAGCCUAAAACGCUCAGAUAACUCUCGUAGCAUGGGUACAUUGCCAGGGGCGGUACUGAUGCCAAGACCAACGAGGGCGGAGAGACUUCGUCGCAAAGCCCGCGAACAUCAGAACCAACAGCAGCAAGGCAUCCGCAGCGGGGAGGUGACACCGAACAGCCCAUCACGACCGCACAGCUCCAUGAGUCAGCAAAGCGCCAGCAGUGUGGGCAGCAGUAACGUCAAUCUGCGUCCCCGUACAGCUGCCCCGCGUCGACCGCGACCUGCUUCUAUUGCCGGUACCGGUGUUUCGGUCACAGAACGACACAAUCUGAUGGCCGAGACGAAGUUGACGAAGGAUUCGAAGCCGCCACUGCCAAAGGCCCAUAACACUCCAAAGAAACCGUCGACACCGAAAACAGUGUCGGAGAUCAAGAAGCCGACGGAGAAGCUGGUGAAGAACGCGAAAGCGUCACCGCGGAUAACUCCGAGGGCGACACCGUUGCAGAGUCCCGGAGCGGAGAUUGCACCGUUGAUACGCGAGAGCACCGGCGAGAUAAUCAAGAGCGAGGUAAAGGAGGACAUCAAAUCAGAGGACAAACACGAGGAGAAGAAAGACCAGGGCACCGAGAAAACACAACAGGAAAUAAGCGCGGCGGAACACGGCGGCGACGAAGUGAAGAAACCGGCCAUUAUCGAGCAAUCUAAUUCCGUGUCGAAGCUAGUGAAGGAAGAGUCUAAUUUGAAUCAGGAGAACCAAUCGAGUGUACAGUCUCACGAAGCACCGAAAGUUACAAAGAAAGAGGAGAAACAGGAGAAGAAGGAGACCGAGGCGAAAUCCGACAACAACGUGGAAGAACUGGUCGACAUGUCAGCCUCGAUGAUAGCGAAGACCCGGAUUACCACGGAAGAGGAAGCUAAGGCGGCCAUUGCGGAACGUAGAAGAUUGGCUAGAGAACAGGCCGAACGGGAAGCCGAGCUUGAACGACAACGACAGGAGGAUGAAGCCCGUUUAGAAGCCGAGAGAUUGCGCGCCGAGGAAGAAGAGCAACGUCGCUUGGAAGAGGAAACGCUCCGUUUGGCUAACGAGGCUCGAGAAGCUGAAGAACAGAGACUGAGAUUGGCGAUCGAGGAAGCGAAACGUCGCGAAGAAGAGGACAGGAGAAGAAGGGAAGAGGAAGCUCGUCAAAAACAGGAGAAGGAAGAAGCUGAACGGAAAGCGAGAGAAGAAGCGGAGAGACAACGGAUCGAAAUGGCCGAGCGUCUUAAGAGGGAAGAGGAGGAAAGACAUGCUAGACGUAAACGCGUCGAGGCGAUUAUGCUUAGAACUCGGGGCAAGAAUCAGAGUAAUACACCUACAAAGGGAGAAGGUGGUGAUGGCGAUAAGUUGAAAGAAGACAGUCCCAAUGAUGAAAAUAAAUCAGCACCAGGUAGCAAAAGCGAAGACGUAAUGACAGCCAGUCUGAUAUCAGAAGCGACUCAACAAUUUAUUAGCGGAGAGCAGCGAGCUCAUCACACGGAAAACAAUACUGUUACGGACAUUGUGCAUAGUGGCACGCAUAGUAACGGCAUGAAUGAAAGUAAAAUUGUAUUGGAUAAUAAUCAGGGUAAAGUGGAAGGAGAACUGAAUGGUCAUCAUACAAAUCACGGAAACGGUAUCAACAAUCAAUCGAAUACACUGGAUAAUGACACCGUCACAGUAAAGCGCGUGGCGGACUUACUGUUAACCGUAGAGGAAUGGGAGGCCCUCGACAAUAUCGGUAGUGGCCCGAAACUCCAACAGACAACUAAUUUGGCGAACGAAGACACCCUCAACUCGAACUUCAAUCCAGCGGCUAUACCUUUCACUCCAAUGACGAACACAUAUAUGCCUACCGCUGCUAAUGCCAAUGUAAAUCCGUUCCAUGAUUCUUUUAUUAACAACAAACCACAAGAUAAUAGUCAAGUACCAGAUCUUUUAUCAUAAUGCGCGUAUUAAACAUUCUGGUGAAAGGAAGAAGAGAACAGAUAUUGGAUUGAAAGAAAGAAAAAAAAAAAGAAAGAAAGAAAGAAAGAAAGAAUGAAUAAAUAUACCCGUGUUGCUUACACACCGAGCAAUAGGUAUACAAUAAUUCGAGAUGACGUCAUUUAUGAGAUAAUGUAAAUAAGCGCUAUCGAUGUGUGUAGAAAAAAGAAAACGGAGAUCCAAGUUAUAGGAGAGUGGGGGCACUACGUCAGUAAGGGACAAACUUUACUUUUGUCCUUCGAGCGUUGUCACGAGAAAAAAAUGUAAAAUAAUAUAUAAUGUUAAUUAAUAAUAUUAUGCAACAGCAAAUAGGCACUCAGUCCGUUAUAGUAUGCUAUUAGAUAUAAAUCUAAUCUUUUAGAGGACCUUUAAUGGGGAAAAUAAGGCCUGUUUAUAACAUAUUUCAUUUCGAACGGAUAUACGCGUAAUAUAGAUUUUAUCGUGUGUAUGAAAUUUCGUUAAAUUCAUUUCACACAUUGAUUUAACUACAUUCGCCCACGUGCUCUAACGUUUUACGUUCAGAAUGUUCUUUUUUUAAUCGGGAUAAUAAUAUACGAAAUGGAACGGGAUUUUUUAUCGAAUUUGACGACACGAAUCAGUCGGUGUAUCGAAGGAACGAACAAACAAGGAAACAAACAAACAAACAAA
This is a messenger RNA of Habropoda laboriosa, 4189 nucleotides long. RefSeq names its product caldesmon-like. NCBI's taxonomy places the organism in Eukaryota, Metazoa, Arthropoda, Insecta, Hymenoptera, Apidae. Bases 170 to 3502 code for a protein of 1110 amino acids. The record is from RefSeq and is a predicted model, not a curated record. Gene Ontology annotation, biological process: microtubule cytoskeleton organization. Gene Ontology annotation, cellular component: microtubule cytoskeleton. The transcript is spliced from 17 exons.